Molecule: messenger RNA, 1537 nt
Organism: Boeremia exigua
Lineage: Eukaryota; Fungi; Ascomycota; Dothideomycetes; Pleosporales; Didymellaceae
Product: glycosyl hydrolase family 5 protein-like protein/cellulase
Exons: 3
Coding region: 280-1500 (406 amino acids)
Molecular function (GO): hydrolase activity, hydrolyzing O-glycosyl compounds
Source: RefSeq, a predicted model, not a curated record
AAGCAGGAACCAAGACCCCGCAGGGAAUGAGGUCGUCUGGGCGCGCUGAACAGGCACGACAAGACUAGCAUGUCCCCACAGUCGCCAUCGUUCCAAGCUUCACAGGCAGUGUGGAGGAUGGGGUGCAUUUCCUCAACUGGAAACCGGCGCGAGAGUCACCCAGAAGGAGGCCCUUUCUGUGACGAUCUGUUGACCUCAAGGACAAGAUGCGCGAGAGUAUAUAAUAGAAUGGGCAUACGCUUGAAGACGCCGUGAUCAUCACAGCAUUGAGCAUCCAACAUGCGCGUUCUCAGUCUUUUGUGUGCUGUACUGCCAGCCAUUGUGUCCGCAUUUCCCAAUGCACCCUUCGUCACCGAGGGCCAAUGGGUCCACGACAACACCGGCGAGAACUUCACCUAUGUUGGUGUCAAUUGGCCCGGUGCUGGCGAGGUCAUGAUUCCAGAGGGUCUCCAGUACCGCAGCGUUGCAUCAAUCGCGGCAAUGAUUAAGAGCCUGAACAUGAAUGUUGUUCGGCUGACCUUUGCCAUUGAGAUGCUCGACGACAUCGUGGACAAUGGCGGCGACGUCACACUCCAGAAUGCCUUCAAGAAGGCCCUGGGCGAUGCAAAUGGCACUACAAUCUACAAUCAGGUCAUCAAGAACAACCCUCAGUUCGGUCCCUCGACUACCAGGCUUCAGGUCUACGAUAAUAUCGCUGCUGAGCUCGCGAAACUCGAAAUUUACGUACACCUCGAUAACCACAUGUCCAAUGGCGCAUGGUGCUGCUCUACAACCGACGGCAAUGCGUGGUUUGGUGACAGAAACUUCGAUGUUGCAAAGUGGAAGCGCGGUCUGGAGUACAUGGCUAAACAUAGCAAGCAAUGGCCCAACAUGGUUUCUAUCGGCCUCCGCAAUGAGUUCCGCAAGCCAGAUGUCGCCGGCUCUUCCCUCCCCUACGACUGGCCCACCUGGUACGAGCAGAACGUCGACGCCGCCAACAUCGUCAACGCCGCGAACCCCGACAUCCUGAUCUUCUUCUCCGGCCUGAACUACGACACCACCCUGCAGCCCAUCCCCUGGGCCGACGAUCUCGGCAACGGCCAGAAAUUCCUCCUCACCGACUUCGCCUACGCCGACAAACUCGUCCUCGAGAUGCACAACCACCAGAACUCCGCCACAGACUGCGGCAGCAUCGAGAGCGGCCUCUGGAACAACGGCUUCCGCGCCACUGGCGAGCGCGCCGUGAACAGGAUGCCGGUGCUGCUCACCGAAUUCGGCUUCUCGCAGGCCGACGGCAGUUAUCAGGGCGUGUAUGCCUCGUGUCUCCGCAAGCUGAUGCCGCAGUGGAGGACCGGCUGGAUGGUGUGGGCGCUGGGCGGUAGCUACUAUAUCCGCAGUGGCAUUCAGGAUUACGAGGAGACGUGGGGCCUGACGAAUCACGAUUGGACUGGCUGGAGGAACGAGGCUGCGAUUGCAGAGCUUAAGGGUAUGGUUGACGCUACGCUUGCUUCCGUGCAGUGAUAGGUGGAGAUCAAUAAUACAAUUCGUUUUUUUCUGC